CAAGCUGCGCCUUCCUAACCAGUAAACCUCGCGUUGCGUGCAAAGCCUCAAAUUCCAAACAGUUGAUUGCUCCUUCUCUUAUUGUAGAACAGUAGUCGAGAUGAGAGGCUGAGGAUUGCCUGAAUGCGGACUCACAGGAAGCAGGCGCGCGGCUAUGCUGGUAUUGACCAAGACAUGAAUCAACUCAAGUGUGCCAGACUAGACUCCGGAAUACCCGUCCUAUUCCCUGAAAGUCUGUCUGCACUCGUUUACAGCUGACCCUUUACAUCACAAGACCAAGCUCACAAGGUCUUGGAUUCUUUUACAUAAGACCUUCCCCCUCUUCCAACUUACUCCUACGUGACUUCCUACACAAACAACUCGCGACCAAACAAUUUUCUAUCCAUCAAUCGACAAUCACAUAUCAUCAUAACAGACGACAUGCGCAAUCUCCUAGGCAGCAUCAAGCGCAAGGUCUCGACCAGCAGCAGUGGAAACGCACAAAACAACUCGCGCGCAUAUCCCACAAUCCAGGACCCUUACGGCACACCAUCAAGAACAGGCACCAUGAAAAGCCAAUACGACCCACCACCUCCAGCUGCAGCCCCUCUAGCUCAAGGCACUGCACCACCAGCAUACUCACCAGUCUCAAAUGCCGCACCCGUAGUCCCCUCAAUAGCUAUAUCAUCGCCGCAGAACCAAACAGCCGACGACCCCUACGCCUUUCUGAGCACCUUUGACACAAUCUUCCUAAUCGACGACUCCGGUUCCAUGGCAGGCAGCCGCUGGCGCGAAACUCAAGAAGCUCUAGAAGCAAUCACCCCCAUCUGCGUAGCCCACGACGCCGACGGCAUCGACAUCCUCUUCCUCAACAACCCAGAAAACCAAUAUCACAAAAACGUCACUUCGCCGGCUACUGUUCGCGAGAUCUUUUCUAGUGUGAGACCUCGCGGUGGAACACCUACUGGUCAACGUCUGGACUCUAUUCUGCGACCUUAUAUUCGCCAAUGCGAGCAAAGAGGUCCGGAAGCGGUGAAGCCAUUGAAUUUGAUCAUCAUCACCGAUGGCGAACCCAGUGAUGAUGUAGAAGCACCACUGAUCAGCUGCGCCAAGAAACUCGACAAGAUGGAUGCUCCUGCUUGGCAAAUCGGUAUUCAGUUCUUCCAAGUUGGCAGGGAUGAAGGUGCUCGUGCACAUUUGCGCGCUCUGGACGACGACUUGGCGGAGAUUGCUGGUACAGAGUUGAGGGAUAUGGUUGACACAGUGCCGUUCAAGGGCGCUGAGGGAGAACAUCUUUCUGCAGAUGGCAUUCUCAAGGUUGUGCUGGGUGCUGUGAACAGAAGAUUGGACAGAAAGAGGAGUAGAGAUCUUCACCGCUGAUAUAGCGCGAGGGAGGUACCGGGAGUUUGCUCGAGAGACGGAGAGAAAGGGAUGAGAGACAUAAUCGCUGGCAGAAUAUACAUUGAUACCCACCUGCAAAUCACCGACAAGGGAAGCUUGAAAUGACAAUCUUUUUAAUCGAUGCUUCAAU
Messenger RNA from Aureobasidium subglaciale EXF-2481, 1510 nucleotides. RefSeq lists its product as uncharacterized. The transcript is spliced from 2 exons. Bases 421 to 1359 code for a protein of 312 amino acids. The record is from RefSeq and is a predicted model, not a curated record. Lineage: Eukaryota; Fungi; Ascomycota; Dothideomycetes; Dothideales; Saccotheciaceae.